Petromyzon marinus (sea lamprey) is the source of this 5407-nucleotide messenger RNA. RefSeq names its product scaffold protein involved in DNA repair (gene SPIDR). Gene Ontology annotation, cellular component: nuclear chromosome; nucleoplasm. Gene Ontology annotation, biological process: double-strand break repair via homologous recombination; regulation of establishment of protein localization to chromosome. The record is from RefSeq and is a predicted model, not a curated record. NCBI's taxonomy places the organism in Eukaryota, Metazoa, Chordata, Hyperoartia, Petromyzontiformes, Petromyzontidae.
CUACAGCGCAUAAGCCGACCGCUUUAAACCCGCGACGGUGUCCUCUCGCUUCCCAUUGGCCCACGCGGCUGCGCGUGACGAGCCUGCGCCGCCGUCUGAUUGGGUGCGCCCCAUUUCCGCCGCUGAUGUGAACUGGGAAAUGUAAACCUCCCCCCCCCUCCCCCUCCCCUACCCAUCGAUUAAUUAAAAGCUUUUAAAGUUGAACAUUUUCGCUCUUUGAUGCCUGCUAAGAAGCGCAAGGAGCGUUCCUGGGAGAAUGUACCCUUCCCAUCGGGCAGCUCGCGCGCGGAGGAGCGCAGACUCACGGCGGAGGAGGUGGAUGAGGAUGAGGUGGUGGUGCGGAGAGGAGGCAGACCGCCAAACGUCGCGCGGCUUCACGCGUCGUGGGCGCGCUGCGGCGACGCGUUCACGUCAGCCCACAUCGCCCAUCCGGCGAACUGGAAAUCGUGGAAGCCGGUGGCAAGGUGUCUCACAGAGCUUCAGCGCUGCUUGCCAGAUGGUCGUGCCGCGUGGCACGAAGGCGACGCGGAUGCCAUCAUCUCCAGUCCCGGCACCAGCGGCGGUUCGUGUGACGAGUCGCCGGACGCCGACGUCGCGAUCCGGCGCCGCUCACGUAGGCGAGGGCGCGGCGGGGCCGGCUCGCUGGUGGCCGAGCAGCGGCUGGGGCUGGCUCAGGCCGUAGCCUACAGCCGCAGCGUGCUCACGCCUGCGACGGACGACAACGAAGACAUCGAGUCGGUGGAGUCGGACGACGCUCUCCCCUUGGACUCUCCCCUGGUGGAAUUUGACAUCGGCGAUUCCGAACGCAGCGUCGACAGCAGUCCCACACUCCGCCCGUCACCGUGCGGAGCUGCCAUCACGAUCGCUCAGUUCGCCUCGGACGACGACGAUGAUGAUACUGACGAUGACGACGAUGAAGAGGAGGCUCGCGGUGGCCGCGGCUCCACCGUUUCGGCACCCCUCUCCGCCGACGCCCCGGCGGGUCCUCGCCGGAGGCGUGUGAGCGAGUGGCUGGAGAUGAUGCGGACGCCGCCGGACGACGAGUGGGCGGCGGGGGGAGAGCGCGGUGCUUGCGCCGAGCUGCAGGACUCCGCAGGCAAGAAGCGAUUCCUCCGGGGAGGCCUGGCAGAGAGAGCCUGGAGGCUUCAGUGCCGGGAGAAAUCUUCCAUCGUGUUUUGGCGCCACCAUCACCGCGCCUGCGGGUCUGCCGCGCCGUCAGCGGUCUCCGUGGACGAGGAGGAGGGGGGAGCGCCUUUGAAACUGCGUAUCCUCACGCAGCACACGGAAUGCUCAUUGCUCGUGACCGCCUGCAGACCAGUGUCGCCGCGGCAAGCUCUCUUCUCCAUGGGCGCCACAGACUCAAAGCAAGAAAAAUCAGACGCAGGUGCGCGACCGCAAGGGACGUCAACUGUCGGGGAAUUGGCGGCGACGGUUUCGGAAUCGCAAAGCAAGUUCGGCUUGACGCUCGUUCCGGACCCGGGUUCAACCAGGUCGCCCCGGAACUGUCGGAGCGAUGGACCGCACGCGGAUUCGAAGGAAGUGGAAAGUGGAGGAGGAGGGAGACGCCGAGAUGCGGGAGAGCAGCGACGUGGGCACGAUGACGGUUUUCGAGAGCCCACCUCGUCGGGGCCACUCGGGGACAACACCGUCUUUGCCCUCUUCGCGAAAGACGCCGUCAAGCACCUGAAGCUGCGCAACGGAGACACGGUUCACGUGUCUGCGCCCUGGCUGAAGCUGUGGUUGUCUUCGGAGUCUGGCGACCGGCUCCCGGUCGUGCUGUGCACGCGAUUCGCGGAGAACCUUGGCGGCGGUGUCGGCGGUGUAGGCGGUGGCGGCGGUGUAGGCGGUGUCGGCGGUGUCGGCGGUGUCGGCGGUGUCGGCGGUGGCGGCGGUGGCGGCAGUGCGAGCUGCCACUCUGUCACCGAAGCUCCGCGCCUCCUUCCGCGGUUCAGCCACUCCCUGGGACACAACCUUGCCUGCCGGAGGCUCAGCCACCAGGCGGAUCUGGCGCCGGCCCUGGUCACGGGUCUCUUCCUGGGUCAUCACGGAGCAACAGACUCGCUGCUGGAGGCCCUCGAGUGGCAGCAGGGCGGAGCGGUGGGGCCCGCCGGGAACACCACCACCAUGCUGUGCGUACGUGCGGUGGUGCAGCGCGUGUACCACACACGAACCACAACCACGCCGGCACUGUCCAGGAAACCACCACGCUCGACGCCGGUGAACCGGACACCAACCCAGCACGGGGCCGCCACCAGCCAGCAUGGGUGUGUGCUGCUCUUACAAGACUCGUGCGGGGUGUUCGCGGAGCUGAGAGCCGAUCUCGCUUCGUUGCCCCCUGGCCCCUCCGUGGAGCCGAAGGCCGAGCCGGCUGGCUCCUCCGUGGAGCCGAGGGCCGAGCCGGCUGGCUCCUCCGUGGAGCCGAGGGCCGAGCCCCCUGGCUCCUCCGUGGAGCCGAGGGCCGAGCCCGCUUGCUCCUCUGUGGAGUCGAGGGCCGAGCCGGCUGGCUCCUCUAUGGAGCCGAGGGCCGGGCCCCCUGGCUCCUCCCUGGAGCCGAGGGCCGGGCCCCCUGGCUUCUCCCUGGAGCCGAGGGCUGAUCCUGCUCCAUUGCCCCCUGUCCCCUCCGCUAUCUCCCCCGCGGGAGCUCCGGCGGGAGGCGAGACGGAAUCGCCUCCCGUGCUGCCGUCUCACCUGGAGGGGCGCUGCUGCCUCUUUGCUGACGUCGCGGUGCUGCGGAGGACCACGAGGACGAGGUCCCCCGCACUGUUCAGCCUCAUUGACAGCCUCUGGCCACCAAGACAAACCCCGAAAGCCCAGCCCGGGAGCCCGCACAGCCCAGAGGAGAGUGCCGAGAUGAUGCCGGUGCCCAGCUUCUGUUACGUUCUGGCGACCCGCGCCGGCUCCGACGUUCUUCCGCUCUCGGACGACGACGACGGUGGCGCCGGUACCAGCGCUCUGUACCGCGCACCCUCCACGUUGCCGCUCAGCCACACACUGGGCCAGCGGAGGGGCCACCGGGCGUCGUGGCGCUGCACCUUCUAUGCCACGCUCAUCUACGCGAAGAUGGAGGAGGCAAUGCAGGCGAGACCGGGCGAACGUGCCGGUGCUGCGAGCUGCUCUCUCUUCGUGACCGAUGACUCCUUGCAGACGUCCCUCCCCUCCUCCUCGCCGCCAUCGUCGCCGCCGUCCUUGUUGUGCGCCCCUCCCCGCUCGGCCCACGUGCUCGUCACCGCAGCGUGCGUGCUGCCCGCGGCCGUCCGGUCGGCGCUGUGCCGCCCCCGCGUCGCCUCGCUCCUCUUCAAGGACGUCGUGUGUGAGAACGAUCGCCUCGUCGCUACGGAGGGCAGCCUCAUCCUCCUCUCCAGCCACGCCACCACAGAACCCACGGCCAGUGCAGCUCGCCAGGAGACUCCACUGCUGGACUGGCUGUCGCCGACUAGCCCGGAAAACACGUUGUGCUUGGUGCAAGGGGUGAUAAUUGGUGUGGACGAGGAGAACGCCUUCUCCUGGCUGACGUGCGAUCGGUGCGGAAGCAGGCAGCUGGAGAAGACGCGCAACUUCAGCGGGGAGGUGCUGCAGUGCGUGCCUUGCGACGCCAUCGUGCUGAACCCCGCUCAGAGGACGAACCUCUCCGUCGUCCUCUCCUGCGGCUCGCUCGGCCCCAACCGCUGCGCCAAUCUCAAGCUACUGGAGCCGACCAUCUCCAAGCUGCUGCCUGCACGGUUAUCCCUCUUCGAGGAGGGCUACGACCCCGAGACCCUGCUGGGCUCCUCGCUCGGGCCCCUGCCUUGCCUCGUCCACACCGCGCCCGCCUGGCUCGCCGGGCCCUGCGAGCUGUCAGAGGUGGCGCUGUUCGGCGCCGUUUGACAAUCCGCCCUUCCCCUCCGUCUCCACCAAACCGCUGCUGCCUUCCAGUGCCCCCCCCCCCCCCCCGCGCUACCUUCCACUGCCUUCCGCUGCCUUCAUAGAGUUGCAUAGAGAUUCGUAGCAUUACAUAGAGAUCCGUAGAGUUGCAUAGUUGCAUAGAGAUCCAUAGAGUUACGUAAAGAUCCGUAGAGCUAUCAUAUAGAGACCCAUCGAGUUACAUAGAGACUCGCAGGCCACAGCCCAAGACUGUAGGCAGUGGCGUCGACUCCAGGGCAUUAUGGGUGGUGGAGAGAACGUGUAAACUAUCUAGAGCGCAAGUCAAUUAUUUACAUAAAACCCAUGCCUGAAUUCACUACAAACAGGAUAAACAACAACAACAACAACCACCACCACAACAACGAGCCCCCAGGGGCAGCCUGGGCAGCAGCACGGUGCCUGCCGUCCAGAACUUUUAGGUGGCGAGGAUUGGUGGAUCGCGUGCAGAUCUGUGCGACUUCGAAAGACCCCCCCCCCCCCCCCCCCCAUGCCGGGCCGCUGCGAGGUGCCAGGGGGUGGCAGCGCGCAGCGGCAAGUGGGUCUGGGGGUCUGCGAGCCGGAGCGCCGAGCGCUGACCGGGGAAGCGCCGAGCACCGAGUGCCGGUGGGGAUUUUCCUCGCGCGUGAAGCGCCACGCUCGUUCUUCAAAAGAGGAGUCUGUGCCAAACGUUCGGCAAAGCUGUAGCGGGACCCUCCUCCUGAGUGUUGGAGAAUCGUCGCGUUUCGGGGGGGGGGGGAAAAAAAAUACUUGGUGACUGUUUAAAAAUAAAUAUAUAUAUACAGACGUAGGCUCUCACGACCUAUGUUACGAUUUAGUAAUUAGUUUACUGUUGAGUUGGGAUCAUCGUGCAGGUUAUAAUGUCAGAUGGUGUAACGAGAAGACUCCACACAUCCAGCGACAGAGGCAAUCAAAUCGAGUUGUCACGAUGCGAGCAAACGAGAUACCAGAGGGUGAGGGCUGGGUGUUGAUGUUGGAAGAGGAGGAGGAGGAGGGAGGAGGAGGGCUGGGUGGGUGGUGGUGAUGAUGUUGGAUGGAGGAGGCGCGGAGGGCUCUCUGGCACAAGCCUACUACCCAAAGCGCCAUCAACACGUGGUUUAACGUGCAAAAAAAAACAAUUCUUGUACAGGUAAACAAAAUUAUUAAAACCAAGUCUGUGGCUGUGAGUUGUUGAUAUCAACAAAUUGACGUUAUGACCUACGCGACGAUCCGUUUCCAAAAGACACUAAUUAUGAAUCGCACGAGACCUACGUGAUGGAUAUUACCCUUGUUACUUGUUGUUCAACGUGUGCGGGUUGUGUUGGUCGCGUUCACCGUUGUGACACACACAGCGGUGAACGCACGUAAGGUUCCACUAACACUUUAGCGUAAGUUCACGCCCGUUUUGCUGUAGAUUCCACCUUGUGCUGUAAACACAAUCGAGUGAUUUUUUUUUUAAAGACACCGCCUUGUCGCUCGCGCCUGCGAUGUUAAAGUCGCGUUUGUUAGAAAAAUAAAAAAUCGCUUCCCG